Cladocopium goreaui is the source of this 1044-nucleotide messenger RNA. The record is from the annotation of a GenBank genome assembly. NCBI's taxonomy places the organism in Eukaryota, Dinophyceae, Suessiales, Symbiodiniaceae.
UUGGUGCCCAACGUCGUCCUGCCAUGGCGGACGCGGACACAACACCGACAGGGUCGCGAAACCGUGCGAGGGACACGGUAUUUCAACUUCAACAUGCUUCAAGGCAUUACAUUGACCAAAGUGUCUCGUAUUUGCUGCUGGGUGUCAUCCUGGGCGCCCUUGGGUUCAUCAUUGCAGUGAUACCAUUGAUGUUGAGGGGCUUCAGCGGGACCAUUGGCACCAGCAAGCUGGAGAAUUCCUUUCUGCCCGCAACGGUCUCUGAGCUGGUGUCGAAAUGGGACUCGGUCGAAGCUCGGAUUUUCUUUGGUUUCGAACUCCUGGCAGCCUUCUGUAUCCUUCUUUCUUGGUACCCCUUCAAGCUCCGCAACGCUGGCUGCAUCCCAGCGGAGGGUGGCUGUUACCUCCCUGUGGGCCCCUGCACGUGCAUCAACUUGUCUUGGGCCAAUGCGCGGCAGUUCUUCCCCCCAGUGGGCCUCGUUUUGGUGGCAUGCGUGCCCUCUGUGCAGGAGAACGACUGGGAUUGCGAGAAAUUGGUCCUGGUGGUGGUCCACUGUGUCUCCGCUAUGCUGAUGUUUAUGAGCUUCCUAUUCGCAGAAGCUCACGCGUUGUCACUCUAUUCUUUUUAUUGUGCAGUCCAAAGUAUUCAACCUGGCACUUUUCAGUACAAGCUGCGCUACCUUACCUGGCACUUGGCCUUCUGGCCAUAUCUUCUCUUCUGCUUGAUCCAAGUCUAUGAUCUCUUCAGUUCCCUGCAUCCCUAUGUGAAGAUCACUUCCUUUGUCUUGGAAGUGGAUGCUGGGCUCGCCAUGUUGGCCAAUCACUACGUGAUUUGGUAUUUUGCGCCUGAGAGGAAUUGGAACCCCACCUCAAGUAUCGAAAUGCAAAAUGUGGACGCCGCCUAGUCAUGGAUUUCAGGGAAAAUUUGCGGGACACCAUGGCCACACUUUAUUGCUAUGCGAGCCACCAAUGAACAAGAAUUCGCUGGUGGGCAAUUUGAUCUAGCGCGACCGAUAUUGGAAACACUAAUUAAAUUGGAAAAAUAAA